This is a messenger RNA of Papaver somniferum (opium poppy), 1268 nucleotides long. RefSeq names its product F-box protein At1g55000-like. The coding region runs from base 70 to 876 and encodes 268 amino acids. The transcript is spliced from 2 exons. The record is from RefSeq and is a predicted model, not a curated record. Lineage: Eukaryota; Viridiplantae; Streptophyta; Magnoliopsida; Ranunculales; Papaveraceae. Gene Ontology annotation, molecular function: protein binding.
UUAAUAUCUCGAAAUGAUCGGAUAGAAUUUAGCCACGCUGUUUAACCGACUCUCCGUAUCUCUCUCAAAAUGGGAUGUUGUGGAGAGGAAGAAGUAGAUGAUAUUUUUAAGCAACUCAUCCCACACAACCAAUCCGAAACCCAAGCUGAAUCAAUGGCAGAUAAUGGAUCUUAUGAAGUUGUGCUUUCACCUAUCAAUUCAAAUUUCCAUGCACUGAUUUGCAAAGACAUACUUAGAAGCAUAUUUGAGCUAUUACCUUCAUCAGAUCUAGCUAGAGCUGCUUGUGUAUGUAAAGUAUGGAAUUUAGUAGCUUCUGAUCGAGAAAUUAUGACUAGUAGUUUUAAAUCGUUAUGGAAAUUGAAGCGUGUUGUUGGUAACCCUAGUUCUGGUAAUUUCUGGAGAGAUAAUAGUAUUGGUAAAUUUGCUAUUUCUCAUCGGUUGGUUCGUGGUGAUUCUGUUACUAGCCUUGCCGUUAAAUACUCCGUUCAGGUGACAGACAUAAAACGGUUGAACAAUAUGAUGAGUGAACACGGAAUAUACUCAAGGGAGAGGUUGCUAAUCCCGGUUUGCAACCCGGAAAUUCUUCUAAAUGGGACAUGUUACAUUGAGAUAGAUGCCCAUGCAAAAAGGGUAGUUGCUGUUAUUUAUUUGGAUGGUGAACCUGAUCCUGAGGGAAACCACAACUGUUUAUUGGACAAGGCAGCCAGUGGUAGCAGCAGAGGUAAGAGAAGGGUUCUUGAGUCCAUGAAGAGAAGUAUGCGAGUGGAUGAUGGGACUGUGGAGUACUACUGGUCUAUUACGAAUGGCAACCCUCGAGCUGCAUUUUCAGAGUUCUCGGAGGAUCUUAGGUGGGAGCACCAGUCUGGAUUACUCUAGGUAUAUGGUACAUUGGACAAAGUGAGUGUGUCCUUCUGAGCAUCUGGGGACUUUUAGAUAAAUCAAAUAGGGUUUAUACUAUUUAAUCUUGCCGGGCCAAAAAAAAGUCCUACAAUUGCUGGAAUUAUAAGUGAACCAAAAAGGAGUUAAAUACAGUUCUAUACCAUAUUUCAGUAUCUUGCGUGUAGAUAAUAUUACACAUGUACAUGUCAAAUAAAUUGCUGACAUAUUAGUAGUCAGUGGUCUACCUGUGAUGAAAGAUAAAUUCUGUUAUUUGUUUUUGGUCCCAGCUCUUGCUAUUUUGUUAUCCCAUAUUUCAGUAUCUGGACUGGAACAAGUUCAGAGGUUUGGAAAGGGCUAAUUUGUUGUGAUCUCAAUUAUUUCGACAAUGA